AAGGAUCAGAUAUUUGAGUGCGCUUGAGAAAGUUCAAACCUGAUGGCUGUCCAUACUCUAAUCAUCUCUCUUGUUCUUCUCCUACCUGUUCUUCUGUUUCUCCUAAAAAGGAAGGCCAAAGAUAGGAGAGAGCAAAAACAACUUCCUCCAAGCCCUCCUGCACUUCCAAUUCUAGGAAACUUGCACCAGAUUGGUGCAAUACCCCACAGCUCAUUUUGGCAACUCUCUAAGAAAUAUGGCCCCAUCUUACUUCUCCAUCUUGGCCGCAUACCUGUUCUCUUAGUUUCAUCAGCUGAGGCUGCAAGAGAAGUCUUAAAAGUCCAUGAUCUUGCCUGCUGCAGUAGACCCCAGUUAACUGGUAGCAGAAAGCUCACCUACAAUUUUCUAGACAUCGGUUUUUCACCUUACAGCGAGAAUUGGAGAGAGAUGAGGAAGAUAACUGUGCUCGAGUUGUUCAGCCCAAAGCGAGUCCAGUCAUUCCGAUUCAUCAGAGAAGAAGAGGUUGCCUACUUGAUGGACUUGAUCACCCAAUCUGCAGUCUCAGCAGCUCCAGUAGAUCUUGGGGAGAAGAUAUUUUCCCUCACUGGAAGUAUACUGUUCAGAAUGUCCUUUGGAAAGAGUUUACGGGGCAGUAAUUUAGAUCUCAAGAAGUUGGUUCACGAAGUUGAGACUGUGUUGGGAGGCUUCACAGCAAAUGAAUACUUCCCUUACGUGGGUUGGAUCCUUGACAUGAUUACCCGCAUUGAUGCAAAAGUUGAGAAAGUUUUCAAAAAAAUAGAUAGUGUCUUUCAGCAAGUAGUAAACGACCAUCUUAAACCCGGAAGGACCGAAAAACAUCAGGACAUUAUUGAUGUUCUGUUGGCAACACAAAGGGGUCAAACGGAUCAAGAGGAGACAAUUCAGCAAAAGAAAGAUCGCAUCAAAGCAGUACUUUUGAACAUAUUUCUGGGUGGAAUAGACACAACUGCAAUUACUGUGCUCUGGGCCAUGACAGAGCUGGUUAGGAAACCAAGGCUGAUGAAGAAAGCACAAGAUGAAAUCAGAAACUGCGUUGGAAAGAAAGGAAGAGUAACAGAAGAUGACCUUGACCAGCUUCAAUACCUCAAGAUGGUUGUAAAGGAAACUCUGAGAUUGCACCCUCCUGCUCCACUGCUGAUCCCAAGAGAGACCAUGUUCCCUUGCAAAAUAGGCGGUUAUGACAUUAAUCCAAAAACAAUAAUCCAAAUUAAUGUCUGGGCAAUUGCAAGGGAUCCCAAAUACUGGAAGAAUCCAGAAGAAUUCUUCCCUGAAAGGUUUGCUGAUAAUUCUGUUGAUUUAAAAGGGCAGAAUUUUGAGUUUUUGCCAUUUGGAUCUGGUCGAAGAGGUUGUCCUGCCGUUCUUAUGGGGGUAAUUACAACAGAGCUUUUACUCGCAAAUCUACUUUACUGUUUUGAUUGGAAAGUACCAGAUGGGAUGAAAGAGGAAGAUAUAGACAUGGAGGAGGAGGUUGGAGUUAGUCUUACUGUGGGUAAGAAGACGCCUCUUCUCCUUGUGCCAGUCUGUUAUCUUCAAUAGACAUCAGAAGGAACAUGAAUUGAAGAGCAUUUCUAUAAAUCUGCAAUGUGCAGUAAAUAAGCUUCAGUUAUCUAUAUAAUAUCAUAAUCAAUAAUAAUUUGUUUCUUUUAUCUGAAUUUCUUUUCCUGACAUAAAAUUCUAUUGUUGGU
Rubroshorea leprosula is the source of this 1703-nucleotide messenger RNA. NCBI's taxonomy places the organism in Eukaryota, Viridiplantae, Streptophyta, Magnoliopsida, Malvales, Dipterocarpaceae. The record is from the annotation of a GenBank genome assembly.